GGCUUGGACGCAUAAACACGUCCUCGUCUCGCUCCCUUGUUGCCUGGAGACCUGGACGGGCUUUAAAAGAGAGGGAUCAUAAAAGAAAAGUGUUGUGUAGUUGUGUGUAUGUGUGUGGUGUGUGGUGUGUGUUUGGAUUUACCACCAACAGCGCUACAACUGGUGGCUGCUUCUCUUGCUCUUUGAGGACUUUUUCUGUCUGUUUCUUAGAACUGUACUUAGCGUUGUGAAAAUUUAAAGGAGUUUAUAUUCCCAUCUGCCCAACACUCAAACUUUUUUUUGAGCUUCAUCGCUAAAGAUCCUUGCGAGAAGCUUUCAUUUCCUGGACCCACUUCACACAAAGAGUGAUAGGAGUCGCAUGAUUGUGUCCUCUGGGCCUUGAUUGACAGCUGAAACCAUGGCAACAGUGAGGGAGGUGGAGCUGCUUGAGAGUCGACUGAGCAUAGAGGACUUCAUCAAGAUGCAGAGUCUGUUUCAGUCAUGUAAUGGCUCUGGUGAUUCAGUGCCCAUGCAGCGGGAGGAGUUUAUAGACCAGUUCUACUCCGUGAUUGGCCGUGGCUCACGGGAAGAAUAUGAGCGUUUAUUUGACAGUGUGGACGUGUCCAGGGAGGGCUGGGUGGACUGGCAUCACCUAGCAUCUUACCUUCUUCUGGGACUUUCAGAGAAACAAGAGCAAGCUACAAUGUCUGCAGUGCCACGUUGGUGCCCGCCUCGCCUUCUACCUUCCCCUCACAGAGGGCAAAUCCAGAGCCUGCUAGACCUGGGCAAUGGCCGCUACCUGAGUGUGAGUAAAGAGGGCAUGAUGGCUGUGUGGGCUGAGAAUCUAACACUGCUCAAGAGCCACAAGCUCCACAAUGAUUCAGUCAAACCCAAAGAUCUCUGGGUUACGGGUAUGGUGGUGCUGCCCAACGUCCACAAGCUCGCCGUUUCCUUCACCAGUAAGGAGAUAUGCUUUUAUGAUCUGCUCUCUAAGCAAGAGUUCAGCUGUCAGUAUAAAAUUCAUAGCCUGCGUCACACUCCCAUCUGCCUCCAUUACUGGCAUCAUCCUGAGAGACCUGAACAUGCCGUGCUCAGCUUCGGAGAUGUAGCAGGACAGGUGAAUGCGAUGUGUUUUAGGUCAGCAGUGAUCUCUCUGUUUGAGAAGCCAAGUGCAGGUGUUGAAAAAAAUGCUGCCAUCAAUAUCAGGUGGAGCGAGUUACAGCAGAACCGCCAUCGCUGCUGUUACACCGUCACACACAGCGCACAUGCAACACACUGGGUCACGAGCGUACGUUUCCUCGGCACACUGGAAGCCUUUGUCUCCUGCAGUGGUUCUGCUCAGAGCAGCAUGGUGCUGGCAUGGAGAGAAACAGAGGCCCGUCCUCUCCGAAUCACAGCUUUUCAUAUAGAGAAGGGAAUAAUGGAUCUGGACUAUCAUCCAGGACUCAACCUCAUUGCUACUGCAGGUCUGAAUAACCAGGUGUGUCUCUGGAACCCUUACCUGGUCUCUAAACCUGUUGGCAUCCUUCAAGGUCAUGUUACCAGCGUAGUGGCAGUUCAAUUCAUGCUAGCAAAAAAACAGCUGAUUAGCUUCUCUAAAGACAAGGUCUUAAGGGUGUGGGAUGUGUCCACUCAACUGUGUGUCCAGCAUGUGGCGGGACUCUUCCCUAAAGCUCAGGAGUAUAAAAUGCUCCUAUUCUUCCAUGAGGAGCGAUCACGCCUCUUUCUGUCCUUUAACAGCACAUUGUUCUUCCUCGAGGCACAGAAGGAGGAUAGAAAGAGAGUGAUGAGUCACGAGAGCACGGUCACCUGCGUCCUCUACAACUCUCUCUUUAGACAGGUUAUCAGCAGUGACGCAAACUCCAGUGUGAAGAUUUGGCUCAUGGACACUGGACAGAAGGUCAAGCACUUUCCCUGUUGCCAUGGUGACGCUGAGAUCACCACCAUGGCACUGGACGCAACUCAGACAAGGCUCUUCACUGCCGGCACGGAUGGAGCUGUAAAGGUGUGGGAUUUCAAUGGCCACUGUCACCACAGACUGAACGCAUGCCGAGACCCGACAGUGGAAAUCUCACAGAUACUGGUGCUGAAGAGGACAGUGUUAGUGCUCGGCUGGGACAGGGUGAUCACUGUGUUCAGGAUGAACUCGUUCUCUCGCUUCUUUGUACAGCCUUCAGAGUGGAAAGGCGGCGUUCAGCAUCGCGAGCACAUUGUGUGUGCAGCAUUUCAGCCACCUCAGACCUUAGUCACUGGUGGUAGGGAUGGUGAGAUUAUAGUCUGGAACAACAGCACUGAAAAUGCCAUAUGCAAACUAUACAAAAAUACAGAACACCAAGACUGCAAGUUCAGCUCACAUAGCGCUUUACCUAGUACUCCCAGUACUAAACAACCAAAAGCCACUUCCAGUGAAAAAGACUCAGAGAGUUAUAUUGUGACCAGACUGGCCUUUCUGGAAGGAAGAAAAAGAGCUGCUGCAACAGGUGGAGCUGAUCUGGUGUCAUGUGGCGGUUCAGGCAUUGUUCGUUUCUGGAAUACAGCGAAUGCUCGAUUAGUUGGCAAGUUUGUGGCUCAUGAAGGCUCUGACUCCAUCAUAAUGACUGUAGAUGGUAGCGGUUGUUACCUGGUCACAGCGGAUAUGGGUGGAGUGCUGAAGGUGUGGGACAUCCAGGAAUAUUGUCUCCAACCAUCUGAGAGUGUAAUCAAUCAGGCGCCAGAGAUGCUAUCGAGCCUCCACCCUCAUGUUGACCGCAUCACUCACUUGGAAACGUGCGUCCACAGCGGCCGUCUCUUUCUCCUCAGUGCCUCGGCUGAUUGCAGUCUGGCUCUCAGCUUCCUGCCUGGAGGAACUAUAGGGACAUUUGGACAGGAAGUGCACUGGAACCUGGCAGAAAUCAGUGAAGCGUUUGUGAAGAGAGAGCAGGAAGUGAGCACAGAGGUUACCACGGAGAGUGGGACAGAAACAGAUCUGCAGGAAACACAGCCUGUACAGAGCUCUCAACAUGCUGAGAGAUCAGAGAGCAAUACAGAGACUGAGGAGGAGAAAGAUUACACACUGCAACUUCAUACCCUUGAUAAUGACACUACAGUGCAGAGAUCCAGAAGAAUCCACAGAGCUUUGAGGCAGCAGAAUGAAAGCACACAGCGUCAAAAUGUCCAUGGUGUCUGUAAUACAUCUACUGGGAUGUUCAGCAAACUCCGAGUGGAGGAACUGGCCUCGCUAGAAGAGCUGAGCAAACCUGACUUCAUCAUCAAUCCUCAUUUAUAUUUUGGGAAGAUGUGGGAUUCAUCAUCUCCAACUCCUCCACCUCUUCCUGUGACUGGAGAAAAUCUAAAAGCACCCUUUGAUGAAAAGAGUUUGUUUCCUAAAGAAGUGCUGGAGCAGGUGGACAAGCCCCGGCGUUACACCCAGAAAUUUAACAUGAUGAGAAACUAUGGAAGAGCCAUCAGGAGCAUGGGGAAAGCCAAAGCCAGCACCUCUGGAAUCCAUAAUGCCAAAUGAAGGUUCUCUCAGUAAAGGUUUACUACUAUGUAUUAUUAUUAUUAUUAUUAUUAUUAUUAUUACAAAUUAAAAACUCGGAUUUACCUAGUAUGA
Pangasianodon hypophthalmus (striped catfish) is the source of this 3571-nucleotide messenger RNA. RefSeq names its product WD repeat-containing protein 49. NCBI's taxonomy places the organism in Eukaryota, Metazoa, Chordata, Actinopteri, Siluriformes, Pangasiidae. Gene Ontology annotation, molecular function: protein binding. The record is from RefSeq and is a predicted model, not a curated record. The transcript has 20 exons. Bases 398 to 3478 code for a protein of 1026 amino acids.